This is a messenger RNA of Momordica charantia (bitter melon), 1477 nucleotides long. Lineage: Eukaryota; Viridiplantae; Streptophyta; Magnoliopsida; Cucurbitales; Cucurbitaceae. The record is from RefSeq and is a predicted model, not a curated record.
GCCCUGCCAAGGAAGAACUGCUCCUGUGUAUGAUUCCGGCGCCGCCGAAGUACAAGACGCCGUUCAAGUGGCCGCAGAGCCGCGAUUACGCGUGGUACGGUAACAUCCCUCACAGAGAGUUGAGUAUCGAGAAGGCGGUGCAGAAUUGGAUUCAGGUGGAAGGUGAUCGGUUCCGAUUCCCCGGCGGCGGCACGAUGUUCCCCCGCGGAGCGGAUGCCUAUAUUGAUGACAUUAACGAGCUCAUUCCCCUCACUACCGGGAAGAUCCGGACCGCCAUUGAUACCGGCUGUGGUGUAGCAAGUUGGGGUGCUUAUCUGCUGAAGAGGGACAUCUUGGCCAUGUCCUUUGCCCCUAGGGAUACCCAUGAAGCUCAGGUUCAAUUUGCCUUAGAGCGUGGAGUUCCCGCCAUGAUUGGCGUCAUGGCCUCUCAAAGGAGCCCUUACCCGGCCCGGGCUUUCGACAUGGCCCACUGCUCCCGUUGUCUCAUCCCUUGGGCCAAAAAUGACGGAUUGUACUUGAUCGAACUCGACCGAGUUCUGAGGCCCGGUGGUUACUGGAUUCUCUCCGGCCCUCCGAUUCGCUGGAAGAAGUACUGGAGAGGCUGGGAAAGAACACAAGAGGACUUGAAAGAAGAACAAGACUCUAUUGAAGAGGUUGCCAGAAGACUGUGCUGGAAGAAAGUGGUGGAGAAGAAUGAUCUUGCAAUAUGGCAGAAGCCCAUCAACCACAUCCAAUGCAUCAAGAACAAAAAGGUCUUCAAAACUCCCCACAUUUGCAAGUCAGACAAUCCAGACGCUGCCUGGUACCGAAACAUGGAGUCAUGCAUAACUCCGUUGCCGGAGGUCAGUGGCCCGGACGAAGUAGCCGGCGGUGCAGUGGAGAUAUGGCCGGAGCGGGCAUUGGCCGUGCCGCCGAGAAUCAGCCAAUUCUGACCGCGACACUCUGGGCGUGAUAUACGAGCGCGGGUUCAUUGGAACGUACCAGGACUGGUGCGAGGCCUUCUCGACGUACCCCAGAACGUACGAUCUCAUCCAUGCCAAUGGCAUCUUCAGCAUAUAUCAAGACAGGUGUGAUAUAACUUACAUUCUACUGGAGAUGGAUAGGAUAUUGAGGCCAGAAGGGACAGUCAUUUUCAGGGAUACAGUGGAGGUGUUGGUGAAGAUUCAGACAAUUUCAGAUGGAAUGAGGUGGAAGAGCCAAAUUAUGGACCAUGAAAGUGGACCAUUCAACCCAGAGAAGAUUCUUGUGGCUGUCAAAACUUAUUGGACUGGUGAAGCCACGCAACAGCAAGAGAAACGACCAUAGUUCAAGAAGAAGAAGAGUAUUUUUUUUUCUCUUUUUUUCUUUUUUAAAUUUAUUUAUUUUACUCUCCAUAUCUUUCCCCACUUAGGUCUCUAUAUUUCUGUUCCUAUUUUGUAAUUUUCUAAGCAAAAUUUUGUUUCAAACAUUUAUAUCAUUUUGGAUAUCGUUCCGACUU